ACUUUUGUAUUGUUUACAUUCCAAUACAACAACCACAUGGCAUUGACUUAGUGAUAAAUUCUUUUACAGGCUCUUUUCGCUUAUAAAAAGAAAGAAAAAAGAACCAAACGGAAAGUGUUAACAUUAAUUUAUAUUAUGGGGAAAAUAAAAAAUCAAAGAAAGCGUCUACACGACCAAAUUAAAGAGCAGCAACAUGUACAACCUGGUCAGAGUAAUAAAGCAGGAAAAGAUAGAAGACGAGUUGUAGAAGAUAUGGUUGGUAAUUUUUUAUAAUUAUUAAUUUAAUUAGCUUUUGGCUGCAGCUAUUCGGACCCGGGUCCCUUUAGACUACCCUAAAUGCUAUUCGGAUUUAAUUUGUGGUAGUUUGAAGAAGUAAGUUUACAAACAUGUAGUCUUAUAACUUAUACUUUAUACUUAUUAUACUAUUCACUAUAAGUAUAAGUGUCUUUUUUAUUAUAGUCCAUUCAUCAAUAAUCUCUCAUACUGUCAUUUUCAUCAUUUUGAUUUGAUACCGAAUUUUGUCUUACAAACCCAACGCUAACGCAAUAAUAAUAUUUUAUAACGAACCCAACCUCUCACUCUUUUCCAGGUCCAAAUAGCCACUUGUUUUACCUUUAGUUUUAUUAAGGCUACUCAAAGUUUUGUUAAAGUCAAAGAUAUGCUAGUCGCUAGUAAUCUACUACAUAAAUUAAAGGAUUGGGCUAUGUUUUUUUAAUGUCAUUGUACUUGUACUUAUUCAUUACAGCACUUUUAUAAAACAAAUAAUCCAAGGCAAUUUUUUUAAAUAGAAAAACUAAAACAAUUUAAAAAUAAAAAAAAAAUAAAAAAAAGAAAGAAGAAUUUAAACAAUUUGGCAUUUAAAAAAUGGUGUUGAUCCACCACAACGGAGUGUUUGUAUAUUAUACAUUCAGUGAAAACAAUUUGGAGUUUGGAGGGAUACAUCAUCUUUCUAUGCACUCUUGUAACAUGAUCUGGCACAUGAUGAGAAAACAGCACCCACUCUCUCUUUACGCCAUCGAAAAACCAGUUACCCUCUCUCUACUGACCACUGCCCAAGCGGUAGAUUUCAGAUACACUUAUUCAAUUGGCUGUAGCUAUUGGUAGUAAACUACCAAUAUAUUAAAUACUCUAAAUUACAAUUUUAAUAAAAAUUAAAUUUAUGUUAGGUCUUUUGAAUCAACAGACAUUUCGCAAAAAUAAGAUAAGAUAAGAUUUUUUUAUUGAUCCAAACAAAUGGAAAUGCUUUUUGAUUGCAUUGUUCAUUUUCAGCACAUAAAUAAAACAAUUUGAACACGAAACAUCCACAUUAAAUUAUUUCCCUAGUGUAAAAAAAACAGCCAUUCAGUGAAUUCUCUUAGCCAUAUCAGGGACUUAUUAGUUCUCCAUAAGAUUUGUGACUUCAGAAGAGCAUUAUGGAAAGCCGAAGUAAUGUAGAAGUCAAGGUUCUCCUGCAAGAGAAGUGCAGCUAAGACUACCAUUCCAGGAUCUGCCUCAUAAGCUUUUUGAGAAAGUGUCAAUAAGUUAGUCCAUUGUUUUACAAGGCGGAAGAAAGGGUGCCAUAUAUUGAAUCAAUUAUGUGUCUAUUACAUAUCUUUAAAAUUCUAUGUAAUUUUUUUUUUCAGUUUGUUGAUGAAAAAUUAUCCAAAAAGAUUUUGGCUCAAGCUCGUAAACAAGGGGAAGAUUUGCAGAAAGAGAUAGAUGGGUUAGUUAUUAUUUACUUUUCUAGGGUCAUACCAGUCACAUAAAUGGCUUCUUUUGGAAUUCCAAAAAUGAACUUUCUUAAAGAGGUAUACUUUAAGGAUAGUAUCAUUAUGUAAUAUAAGGAUUUAGGAUCCAAGCCUGAAAAAAAAAAAGUAUUUUCUCUGGUUCAAUGCUUUUUUUGUUGUCGCCAAGCUAACAUUGUCAGGUGAGAGACAUCAAACAGUCUAAUAAUCUCUAGAACAACUCAUUUUAUUUAAAAGACUAAACCUUAAAAUGAUAAUCUACACCGAAAAUGUUACUUGUGGUCUUUUAAUGUCUUAAGUCUUGACUACUGUAUUUGCUCAAAGCCACCUUUAAUUUAGGCACAUUCGGGAUAAUUAUAUUCCAUUUGUAAAUUCAUCAUUAAAGCUGAACAUGUAAUGUUUUAAUUACAUAAAUUGUUUAUGUCUGCUUUAAAGCUUUAUCACAGUCCAACACUCUUAUAAUUAUUUAAUUAUGUUCCAUACAAUCAUUCCUGAACAUAUCCUGGAAAAGAAGCUAACAGUUUUGAAUAUAACUGACAUUGUGGUUUCUGACCCAUCCCUCGCCCAUCUUUUUUAUCUGUAUGUUCUGGAAAUUGACCUGUUUCUUAAAUUGAUAAAAUAUGUUAUUUUUUUACUUUAAGGCAUUGAUCUUUCUCAACUUGGCACUUUGUGUCCUGGCAAAAUUUAGUUUGGCCUCCAUUGUUAAACUGAAGGAUAUUUCCAAUGCACGUAGCAAAAAAGCUUAAAAUUGUACAAAGGAUAGAAGCUUGUUGAAUUAAACUUGAGCGUUAUGUUCUUUUUAUUCAAAUGCUCAACAAUCCUAUUCUACUGCUGCAUAUUUGAAACGCAGACUUGUAAAGACUAUUAAUACAUUUUUUGUGGUAAUUUUCAGUGUAAAACCAAAGGCAAAGCAGACAGUUCCUAAACAGUUUAAUCUUGGCGGUGCCUCUCAUGCAGACAGUGAUUCUGAUGAUGAAGAGGCCAACAAACACUUGUUUGAUAAUUUUAGCAGCUUGGAAAAAACUGUUAUGGUAAGAGAAUUGUACUAGGUUUCUUCAAAUCGCAGAAUCAUAAUUUGGGUAAAACACCAUUUGAGUUUUCAGUGGUGUUCAGCAAAUAGCUUUGUUUAAUCAUACAUACCAAACUGUGGGGUAAAACUGUACAGAAAGUCCCCCCAAAAAUGUGCAACAGCAUAAAAAACUACAGAAACAAAUGAAAACUAAAAAAAAACAAAAAACAUUUGUGUCUAGGUAUUAAAUGCAUGCUUUAAAAAUGAAAUAUCUCCCCUUUGUAGUGGCACAUUUUAAUCAUGUUUACAUUUACAUCAUUCAUUAAUGGGUAGAUUUGUUUUAUUUUCAUCAAAUUUUGAGUAAAUUUACACUUCUCAAUAGCAAAUUGUGUGCAAAAUGAACUCACAUGAUGAGUUUGAUAGUAAUUUAGAUGUCAUUAGAAAUAAUUCUUUGGUUAAUUAUACUAGCUGUAGGAGUACCGAUUCCUGUAUUUACAUUAAUGAAAUAAUAUAUUGUCAUCUCAGUGCUGACAAAGUUAAAGAGUUCAGUUUAGCGUCAACAUCUAACCUCCUUUUUACACUCUAAGGUACUGGAAGAAAAUAUCAUGAGGAUAGACUUUUUAAAAACUCUGUGUGGAUAGUUAAUAGGAAGUUUCCAGCUUGAGUAAAAUAAUAAUUACAAAAUAAUAAAAUAUAUAUAGCCUAAAAUUCUCACUGAUUUCAACUAUAAAUAAUGUAUACUUAUAGAGUGAAGAAGAAUAGAUUACUUAUAGUAGCUACUACCUUACUGCUCUGCCUUAGUUUCAAUAAAUGAUAUUAAUGAAACCGCACUCAGUUUCUAAUUUAGAUGGCAGAUGAGAAUUAAGCUUCCUGUUGUCUAAUAUUUCUUUUUUAAAUCCAGUGAAAAUCUUUACAAAAGCCUUACAGCAGUACACCUCUGCAAUUGUAUAAAGUAUGGGUAAACCAUUAGGCAUGUAUGGUAUAAUGUUAAUAACUUUGCAAAAUUUAUUAAGAGAUUUUUUUUGUUGUUCUGUUUUAUCUGUUAACUUAAAGUUUAUUUUGUACUUAGGAAAUUAAUGAUGAAGAUGAAGAAGACUUAAGGAAGUUUAUGAAUCCAAAUCCAAAGCAAAGAAGAACUUUAGCAGAUAUUAUCUGUGAAAAGUUGGCUGAGAAAAAAACUGCCAUGUCAGGUAUGUACAUACAACAACAAAAAUUAUUUGCCUGAAAUGUCUAUUUUAGUAGACCAGAUGUAGUAGUUACUACUUUUCAGACAGUACUUUGAAUUUAAAAAAGAAAUCAUCCUUAAAAAAAUGUAACUACCUGAAACCUAAGGGUAUUAGAACAUGUUAUGAAGUUAUACAUAAUUUUGACAACAAAUUUCCUCUAAUCAUAAUGAUAAACAACUGAGGGAUCCAAAAAUUCAUAUUGUUAUAAUAAAUUCUAAUAAACAAAUGAGAUGAAGUAUUCCAACUGAGAUGGUUUAAUGUUAAUGCAACAGCACACCCCUGUCAGUUCUAGUAUAUAAUCUAGAUCAGGGGUGGGAAAACUUUGUGUGCAUAAGGGCCACAUUGACUCAUGAAAAGCUAUUGGAGGGCUGCAUAUAUAUUUUGCCAUAUUAGCAUUACAUUACGAAGGUCAAGGACUAUUUACAAAAAUAGAAAAUUGGAAAGAAAUUUUAUUUUAAAAAAUUUUUAAAUCAUAACAGUACAUGAAAUUCUGUAAAAUUGAACAAGAUAAUUUAAAAACUAAGUAAUUUUAUUAUAUUUCUAAAUGCCCUCGGGGGCUGCAUAACAUCAGAUGCCGGGCCGUAGUUUGCCCACCCCUGAUCUAGAGUAUCAAUUUUCUUUAUUUAUUUUUCCUCAUAAGCAGGUAAAAAGAAAUAAUAUACAAUGUAUAUUUACUUUUAUCCGAAUAGAAAUGAUGAGUGAAGUCCACAUUGAAGAGGAUAUUGAUGAGACAGUGAGAGAACAUUUCAUUAAAAUUGGAGAAGUCUUAUCACACUAUAGAAGUGGGAAGCUGCCGAAAGGUUUCAAGGCCAUUCCAAGCUUUCCUAACUGGCAGCAGGUUGGUUGUAUUUUAUGCAGUUGUUUAAAUAAAAUAAAUCAAUGUUAAAUUUACCCCAAAUCUAACUACAGUUGAUGAGGAUGAACCUUAGCGAAUUAAUUUAUUUUACUCUGUUAUCAGUUUUUAAAAUAAUUUUUUUUUUGUUGUACUAGCUUUUAGAAUUGACCAAGCCUGAAAAUUGGACUGCUGCAUCUGUUUAUGCUGGAACAAGAAUUUUUGUAUCUAACCUGCCAAAAUAUCAAUUUAAAGAGUAAGUGUUGAUAAAUUUUAAUAUGUAGAGCUAUUUUUCUUAAGAAUCUUUUUUGGGUUGCAAGAUCAAAGGAAAAACAUGAUAUUUCAAUGUGUUCUAAUUUAAUCUACUUUAAUUUGUUGUGUGUCAGCUUUGUUAAGAUACUAAGAAUGUUUUCAAAUUUAUUCAAUUUUUUUCCAGUACAAGUUUCCAUUUUUAGUAAUUACAAAAAAACAACUAACUUACAAAUUUCUAUUUUAUUUUAGUUUUUGUUCACUGGUCCUUUUACCUCGUAUCAGAGAUGAUAUAUUGGAAUACAAACGUUUAAAUUUUCACUUAUUUCAGGUAAGUUGAUAUCAUAAGGAAUAAACAAUUAGUAUGUUACAAUUAUAAUGUGCAGGUUAAAAAAGUUAUUAUAAUUUUUUUUCAUUAAAAAAUAACAGUCUUUAUUGGCAGUUUAACAGUUUUUAAAGCUUUAUUAUGUUCAAAAAUACAAAUAAAAAAAUUAUUUGCAGGCUUUGCACAAAGGUAUAUACAAGCCAGGAGACUUUUAUGAAGGAAUAGUGUUGCCCUUGUGUGAGGUAAAUUGGUUUAUUAAUGAGUUAAAUGUAUUUAUUUAUAAUAAUUAAUUAUGUCAUGAUUGAUUAAAUGUCAUAAUCCAUUUUUUUUAAAAAUUAAAUAUCAUGCAAUGUUCUUUAACCAAAAUAUUUUCAUGCCAUUUGUUUAGGCUGGUGACUGCACAUUGAGGGAAGCAACGAUUGUGGCUGGAGUUGUCUCUCAAACAUCUAUACCAGUAGGUUACUCUGCUGCAGCACUCAUUCUCAUUUCAAACAUGGACUAUAAUGGAGCCAAUAGUAUUUUUAUGCGUGCAAUUCUGAACAAGAAGUACUCUUUGCCACUAAAAGCAAUAGAUGCUGUUGUAGAACAUUUUGUGAGGUAAGGUUUCAGUGAAUUGUAAACAGUGUUUUUAUAGUGCAGCGUUUCCCAAUCAUAUUUUUACCUGACUUUUUUUUUUAAUACUUCUCCUUCAUGCCACUCUAACAUUUAUGACCUAUAGGUGCCAUAUAAUAGAUAUGAAUCUCCUCACAGUUUUCAUAUAUUAUAAAAAAAAAUAUACAGGACUGUAAAGAAAUCAAACUUACCAAUGAUUUAUUAAUAAGAAGCGUGAUGCUGUUUCUUGGUAAAUAAAAAACUCCAGGUUUGGAGAAAAAGGAUGAUAGCUUUAUUCUGAGAUCCAUUUCGCCUUCAAGUCGGUUUUUAUAUUUAUUUUGUAGGAAAACCAACGUUGAAAAGCCUGUUACACACACUUGUUAGAAAUUCUAUCACCUUUUCUGAUACAAAUGGGUAUUCAAGAUGACAGCACAACCAAAAAUCCAUCAGUGGCAUUCUGUCAAAGAUGUCUUUGAGUGCUGUCUUACAACACAUUUCAAUUAUAGAACCAAUAUCUGUUUUCAUGUUCACUGUAAAGGGGUUUCUUAUCCAUGCUUUGUUAAUGUUGAUUGGGGGGAAAUAUUCCUUCAGACUUGUUUCUAGUCCUAGCGGAUAAUUCUUGAUAGCAGCUGAAAUCUCAUCCGGCAUGGAGGCCACUUUAUACUCCAUUUGUGAUUCUGUUAGCUUUGUAAAAGAUAUGUCAUUUCCUGCAUCCUUGUGAUGGGACCAAACAUCAAGUUUUUUUGCUGCAGUUUACAUUGUUACCUUGUAGUGUCAGAUUUAUAUUUUUUUUAAAAAUCCAAAAGGUAGGCUACCUUGAUUAACAUAUCGACUCAUAAAAUUGUCUUAUAUUCAAAUAUUGUAUCCUUUGGAAUGAAGGUCCUAGAACAUUAAUACUUCUUCCUUCAUUUCAAUAAGUCUUUUAAACAUUCCCUCUUGAUAGCCAGCACACCUCCCAGUGUAGAAGAAGAUGUUCAUGCUGACUCUCCAUUUGGUGCACAAUGCAGGGGAUAUUCUUGAAUUCAGUGGAUGAGAUUUUAUGAAGUUUACAAAUUUUACACACUCUAGCACAGUUGCAGUGGCAUUUUUUUUUAUGACCAGUGCUUCUCUAUAAAUGCUACGAUGCACCCAUACACAGUCCGGUGCUAUGGCUUUGAUCCUCAAAACAAGUCCAGUAAGAGCGCCCCAUCGCUACUCAUACUCAGCCUGACACAUUGGUUCCAUUCAAUGCCAUUUUAGAUGUUAUAAAUUUUGGAAGUAUAAAUCAAUUUUUCAGCUUUUUUUUCUUGUCAGAAUUUACAAAUGGGGAAUUCUUUAUGAGUUGUUUUGUCAAAAUUGUAUCGCACAAAACACAUUGGCAUUGUCUGAUAUGUCUGCAUUUUCAUUGAAUGGAAUUUUAAAUGACUUUAAAAAUUUCUUCUAUAUUAUCUGCCAUCUCCUUCUUCGCUUCAGUGGCGUAACAACGGCUUAGGAUUGGGGCAUUUGCCAAGGGCGCCACUAAAUCUCUAAUUUUUAAAUUUUUAUUUAUACAAAAGGGCGCCAAAAAUAAAUUAGCCAAGGGCGUCAAGAACCCAGUUACGCUCCUUCUUAGCUGCACCAUAUUAUCUGACUGUGCCAGCACAUUUAAUUAGUCCACCUGUUUUUUUAUCUCAUGCUCGAGAUGCUAGCAUUUUCAUGGCUGGAGCUAUUGAUUUCAUCAUUUAAUAUUGAUAUUUAAUAAGAAGCCAUUGCAAGGUUUUCAGAUCAGAGUCCCAGGAAAAAUUCAAGACCAUAAUCUUUUUGGUACAGUAGCUAUUAAUUCUCUUCUAUUUUUAUCUACUGCAUUACUUCCUGUAUUCCUAAGGGUUCAAAUCCAAGAGCUGCUUCAGCAUCUUUGAUGAACCCCAAUUUUAUUUAAUCCUUAGAAUACUUUCAGGUUCAGGUCUCCUUCUUUUUUAUUAAAGUAGUAGAGUGCACAUCCUGCUGCCGUUUGUUGGUGACAUUCUCAGAACUCGUGUCCAGCUGCACAUCAAACAACUGUCUGUUGAUGCCACUCUAAGAACCUUGAAAACAUCCGCCUGCACAUCACUCCAUUUUUCAUCAUUGCUAUUCGAAGAGUUUGUAACUGGCUCAUUAUUCUUUUAUUGUUUUAUUAUCCAUCGACAAACUAAAUGUGAGUAAAGUGAUUAGUUAAACCAUAGAAAAAAUAUGCCUCUCUCUACACCUAAUUUAAACCAUACAAACUGAGUAAGUUCUGAUGGUUAAAACAAAAGCCAGAUGAUUGGAGCUGUGGUCAUGCGUCUGUCCCAACAUUGCGGUCCUUCAAAACUAAGUUGAACACACAUAUUUUUUGCACUCACCUGCUGGGGUGAUGUAGUGUACCUCUUUGUUUCCAGCUUGCUCAUACGCCUCGAUGUAGAUUUUUUAUUGUUGCGUUUUGUAUUUUAUUUGUGGAGAAAUAUAAAUUGUCAUAUAUAGUUGAUUUUGUACCCCGCUUCGAACCUUAUUGAGGGUUAAAGCGUGUUUUUGAAAUAGCUUUAUUAUUAUUGGUCUAUUUUGCCACUAACAGCAAGACUAGUGAUAGACUCUAGGGCUAUGGUUAGAAUCAGUCUGCUUGGAAAAAUUAACUAUAAUAGGCCUAUCCCUUGUAAGUCACAAUAAUCUAACCUAUAUUUUCAACAAAUUUUUUGUCUUCUUUUAGCAACCCGGUAAUUUUGCUUUUGUGGCCUGGUACCAGGUCGCGACCUGGCAUUUGAGAAACGCUGAUCUAGUACAUUAAGUUGAUUAAGUACUUUAAAAAAAAUUAUAUUGUUUUUGUUUAAGUCAAAAUACUGAGUCUGGCAGAUGGGCUCCUUAAUAUCUCUAAAUUACAUUUUUCAUCUUUUCCAAGUAAAAGUGUAGUCUCCAUCUUAAUAUUUGUAAUAAUUUUUUUUUUUUUUGACAUAAAUAUAAUUAUUUCAGUUUAUUUAAUUUUAUCUCACUUUUUCCCCCUUUCUUUUGCUCAGGUUUAUGGAUGUAAAUGAGAAAAUGCCAGUUCUAUGGCACCAGUGCUUGUUGACAUUAGCUCAGAGAUACAAAAAUGACCUGACAAAGCAGCAGAAGUCACAGAUAUUAAAGUUGUUAACACUACAUGAACACCAUGAAAUCACACCUGAAAUUCGAAGAGAAAUCACACAGAGUAAAAGGUGUAGAGGGGACCCUGAAAUUGAAGAUGAUGACAUAGCUGCUAAUUAACAGUAGAGUGGUUUCAAUGGGUUUGUGCAUAUUAUAGAAAUAGAUUAAAUUUAAGUCUCAUCAUGUUACAUGCUCCUCUGUUUGUUGUGUAAUAAUUUCUCCUGAAAGAUUCUUGUGUGCUAAUUUUCAGUAUGGACAUGAAGUCUGAAUGAUAAUUUAAGUGGUUACAUUUCGAACCUAAUGAAGCUAUUUAAUUUUAUAUUUUCUUAAUGGAUUGCCCUAUUUAAAAUCAAUUGUCAAUCAAGUAAAUAAUUUUAAAAAAUCAUUUGGAUUUGUAAAGAUGUCAAGUUUUCUCAGCAUUUGUGUUAAUGUAAAUAUCAUGCAAAUGUAAAUAAAG
Messenger RNA from Lymnaea stagnalis (great pond snail), 9506 nucleotides. NCBI's taxonomy places the organism in Eukaryota, Metazoa, Mollusca, Gastropoda, Lymnaeidae. The record is from the annotation of a GenBank genome assembly.